GGCGUCAUUCCUCGCUAAGGACUGCUUCCGUAACAACAUACCGAAAGCUGAAAUUCCCAACUCUACUGAUUGGAUAAAUUACGUAAUCAUUGGAGCCGUUGGGUGCCUUGUAAUCAUUCUACGAAACAGUGUUUGCAGAAAAUUUCCAUGUUCAGGUAAAGAAAACAUGACACAUAAAGGCACAAGCCACAGCAAUGUUGACUAGUAUUUCAAAUGAUCAUAGUACAAUUUACUGCCUUUUACCUUUCAUAAAAAUAUACUCAAAAUUUCUCUCAUUUUUGCAGAACGUUUGAAAAAUAUACCAGCAAAAUAUUUUGAAAAACAAGAAACUACAGAGGUAUGUUUCACCUGUCUUGAUUGUAAAGCUGCAUUCUAACAUGUGGGACUCCAGACUCCUAUUUCCAUCAAAGUGUUCUUUCUCUAUACUUUUUGGAUAUUUCUUGUGUUGCUGUUUUAGGUCGCAAGUCCCAGUGCGGCCAUGGGAAUGAAACCCUUAGUGACACUCAGCACCAAUCAGACAAGAAAACGAAACCUUGGCUCAGCGGCGUCGACGGCGUCCGGCAUGAGUAACGGCCCCGAGCAGACACUGUCCCCGAUGCGCCUGGUUGUCCUCGGCUGGCGCUGGCCCGGCAAGAGCUUGACGGCCAACACCAUCUUGGGCCAUGAGGAGUUCCGGCUGGAGCGCGGCGCCGAAUUUAGCGUGACGCGGCACACGGUGGUGGCGGGGCGCCGAGUGACCGUGGUGGACACGCCCGGCUGGUACUCGUCACAGGACACACCCCUCUUGUACAAGAUGGAGAUUGCCCGUGGCGCCACCUUGUGUCCCCCAGGCCCGCAUGCCUUCCUGCUAGUAAUCCCUGUGGGCAUGUUCACAGUGAUGGACCGCAUCCGCAUCGAGGAGCACGUGGGUCUGUUCGGGGAGCGAGUGUGGCGGCAUGUCCUGGUGGUGUUCACCUGGGCAGAUGUGCUGCGGAACAUAUCGCUUGAGCGUUACAUCCAUCGCGAGGGCGCAGAGCUGCAAUGCGUGCUGGACAAGUGCCGGUGGCGCUACAUACUGGUCAAAAACUGCGUUUUGGAGGACCAAAAGCAAGUGGUUGACUUGAUGGAGUGCGUGGACCAGAUGGUGGCUGAGGAAGGGGGCCACUAUCUGCUCAAGGAGGACUCCUGGGUGCUGCAUGAGAACCAGAACCCGACUGGGACGGUUGGUAUUCACACCUGA
Syngnathus acus (greater pipefish) is the source of this 1219-nucleotide messenger RNA. RefSeq names its product GTPase IMAP family member 9-like. The transcript has 3 exons. Gene Ontology annotation, molecular function: GTP binding. Bases 479 to 1219 code for a protein of 246 amino acids. Lineage: Eukaryota; Metazoa; Chordata; Actinopteri; Syngnathiformes; Syngnathidae. The record is from RefSeq and is a predicted model, not a curated record.